CUAUUUUGAGUUAUUGUUGGAAACUUGCAAACUAUACGUAGUUCCAAGUGGGAAACAUGUUCCUGUCAAUUCACUUCUUUGUAAUUUUGGUAGCUGCAACGUACUUUGAACCAUCUUUUGCAAGGCGUGAUUUUUCUAUUUUAUUUGAUACAUGCGAAGUGCCAGAAACCUCGAAAUACUGCGAUAUGAACUGCACUGUCUCCAAAAGCCAUAAACUGACUACUUACCUGAAUGUCUUGGAGAAGGCUUCAAAUUUUGGUGCUUCUAUUCAAUUGUUUGCGAAAUCCCUGCGGGCUAACGAUUUUGUGAAAAUUUUCGAUCAUACAUUUGACAAUAUCUGCACAUUUAUGUCGAAUUCCCAAUUGGGUAAUAUAUUUUUGAUUAUCCUGGACGAGGCAAAAGAAUUUGGAAAAGUGCCUACUUGUCCUGCUGAAAAGGUGAGGAGGAAGUUCGGCGAACAACAAAAGUGUGAAUUUUAAAGCUUUUUUUUGACAGGAUAUCUUCUAUCUGAAAGACUAUUCUUUCUCAGUGAACAAGUUACCACUAUAUGUUCCGGAAGGUCAAUUUUGGGUCUCUCUAGCUUGGGACGGCCAUUCCAUGAACGGUACCUACUCGAAAUGCGCUAAUAUCUCAAUCAAGGGCCAUAUCCAGUCUAAAUUUAA
Molecule: messenger RNA, 662 nt
Organism: Hermetia illucens (black soldier fly)
Lineage: Eukaryota; Metazoa; Arthropoda; Insecta; Diptera; Stratiomyidae
Exons: 2
Coding region: 57-479 (140 amino acids)
Source: RefSeq, a predicted model, not a curated record